AUGGACAAUCCUAGAAAUAAAAUAUGGAUGCAUUGUGAUAGAGUUAGUAAAGAAUAUUUGGAUGGAGUAGAGGAGUUUAUAAACCAUGCCUUUUUUGAAAAACAAGAUGGAGAACAAAUUGCAUGUCCUUGUACAGAGUGUGUGCUUAUCCAUCAAGUAAACCGGACUACAGCAUAUGAUCAUCUUGUGAUUAAUGAUAUUAUGCCAUCAUAUGAUACUUGGUUUUGUCAUGGUGAGUCUCUAAAGGGAUCAAACAAUACUCAAGCAAAUAAUCGCAGCCAAACAACUUUAAGGGGCGAUGAUAUGACAGGAAUGAUACAUGAUGCCUUUGGAGGAUUUACACAGUUCAUGGAUACCGACGUUAGUGAAGGGGGUGACAUAGAGCAUAACUUACAAGAGAAUACUGUUCAUCCAUCUGGAAAUCAACCGCAUCCAGAGGUGGAUAAGUAUGAACGGCUCAUGAAGGAGGCAAAUGAAGAACUAUAUCCAGGAUGUAAGAAAUUUAGCAAAAUGUCCUUUUUGAUGCAUCUGUGCCGUACAAAAUAUAUGUUCAAAUGGUCAAAUGAAUUGUUUAAUGCUUUGCUUGGACUAUUGAUGGAUGCGCUGCCUGAAGGAGAAAAAUUGCCUCCUUCUUUCUAUGAGACCAAAAAGAUAGUUGAAGGCUUGGGCUUAAAGUAUGAGAAAAUUCAUGCUUGUCAGCUUUUUAGGAAAGAGUUUGCUAAUAAGAAUGUAAAUAAAUGCAAUAUUUGUGGAGCUUCUAGAUGGAAAAAUGAUGCUAGAAAUAUCCCAGCCAAGGUCCUAAGGUAUUUUCCUUUAAAACCAAGUCUACAAAGACUGUUUAUGUCUUCGGAAACUUCUAAAGCAAUGCGUUGGCAUCAUGAAGAGCGCCACAAAGAUGGAGUUCUACGACAUCCUGCAGAUUCUGAAGCUUAG
Molecule: messenger RNA, 933 nt
Organism: Nicotiana attenuata
Lineage: Eukaryota; Viridiplantae; Streptophyta; Magnoliopsida; Solanales; Solanaceae
Exons: 1
Coding region: 1-933 (310 amino acids)
Source: RefSeq, a predicted model, not a curated record